This is a messenger RNA of Meloidogyne enterolobii, 408 nucleotides long. NCBI's taxonomy places the organism in Eukaryota, Metazoa, Nematoda, Chromadorea, Rhabditida, Meloidogynidae. The record is from the annotation of a GenBank genome assembly.
AUGUUUCUGUUUGUUUCUGUUAAUGUUUUCCGGAAUAUUUCAGGACUGUUUUUAAGUUGUUUUCCGGAAUGUGUUUUAUACUUAUUAGUUAUUGUUUUCCGGAAAGUCUAUCUGUUGUUUUUCGGAAUAUUUUUGUGUUUUCCGGAAUGUGUUUUAUUAAUGUGUUUUUGAUGUAUUUUCCGGAAUGUGUUUUAUAAUUAUUUUUAUUUGUGCGUGUUUUCUGGAAUGUAUUUUAUAAUUGUUAGUUAUUGUUUUCCGGCAAGCUUUAUUAAUGUGUUUUCGAAGUGUUUUGGAUAGUAUUUUCCGGAAUGUGUUUUUACAAAUUAAAUUAAACACAUGUUCCGGAAUCUUAAAAGCUUGUGUAUUUUUUCCCUUUUCUGUAUUUUCAUGCUUUCUCAUUUUUGAUUU